CAGUAAAAAAAAUUGUGUUAUUUUUCAAUCUAUAGUAGUUAUGAUAUUUUUAUAAUAUCUCAAUAUGAUACACAUGAUAUCGAUUAAAUUGAAUACUGCAACUGUAUAAUUUAUUAUUUCUGAUUCAAAAUAUUAAAUAAAUAUUUAAAAUUGAUCAUUGGGCUAACAGACAAAAUGAUACUGUUACCAAGAUGUAUAAAUACAAUUGUAUUACACAAUAUAAAGCGAAGUUUUAUGACGAAGUCCUGUAGCUUAAUGCAUUCUAAUGUUAAUCAAGUUACUAUUAAAGAUGCUGAAGAUGAUAAAUUUGUUCCUAUUUAUAAAGUACCACACAUGAAAUUUUUCAUUGGUUUAAAUAGAGUAAAAAUAUAUCAAAUAGUAGGAUUAUCUUGUUGGAUUCCUAUGUGUUUUAGUUUGAAUAUGCUUAACCAUUUAAAUACUGACGAAGUGAUUUGUGCAUCAUUAAUAGGUUUAGGUUUAACAGCUGGCUUACAUUUUGCCUCUUGGAUAGUAUCAAAUAAUCUUGUUGUUUUUGUUUAUACAAAUAAAGAUGAUCAAAAAUGUCAAAUAUCCUAUAUAUCUUACUGGGGAAAUCGAAAGGAAUUAUAUUGCAACAUUGAAGAUAUAACACCUAUUGAAUUAUCCAAAUUAAGUUUAUUAAAUCAUAAAAUUAAAUUGAAAGGAAAUUCAAUCACACUUAAAAUUAUUACACGCAACUCAACCAUUUUUAAUAAUGCUAAAUUUAGAAAAGUGUUUGGUAAUAAUAUUAUUUGAAAAAUAAAUUUAAAUUGAGUCAUGUAAACAAAUAAUAAUUUUUUUUUUACA
Molecule: messenger RNA, 825 nt
Organism: Rhopalosiphum padi (bird cherry-oat aphid)
Lineage: Eukaryota; Metazoa; Arthropoda; Insecta; Hemiptera; Aphididae
Product: transmembrane protein 186
Exons: 4
Coding region: 175-774 (199 amino acids)
Cellular component (GO): mitochondrion
Source: RefSeq, a predicted model, not a curated record